AUGGAAGAAGAUGCGCAAUCUGGUGUGCAGACUAAUGGAAAUCUCACUGGAGAUCCAUAUAUUCUCCAAAACUCUGAUCAUCCAGGUAUGACUCUCGUAAGUUUUCCUUUAACUGGACUGAAUUAUCUCUCAUGGAGUCGAUCAACAGUGAUUGCACUUAGAGCCAAAGAUAAACGUGGUUUUAUCAAUGGCAAAUAUCCUAAACCUGACGUUGAUUCACCAACUUUUGAAAAGUGGCAGCGAGUUGAUAGUAUGGUAUUAGCAGGGCUUCUGAAUUCCAUCGCUAAGGAUAUUGUUGAUGAAUUUUUAUCGUCUAAUUCAGUUUCUUAUGGGCUUAAUGAUAGUCAUGAACAUGUUCAUAACCAGAUUCUGUUUCAAGAUCCUCUGCCCAAUGUAAAUAAAACAUAUUCGAUGAUUAAUCGUGUUGAGAAAAAUUGCGAGGUAGCAUCAACAGGAAUCAAUCAUUCACGGGGAGCAAAAAAUGUGAUGGUCGAAAGGAAGAUAAAUUCUGUCAUUAUUGUAAAGCACAAGGACAUACACGUGAUACGUGUUUUAAGUUUCAUGGUUACCCAAAUUGCUUCCAUUACAGCUGAACCUAAUGCCAACAUAUCCAGUAUUAUUCAACAGGAAUUAGCUGAAUACAUGAAAGGGAAGAUGAUUAUGGAUUCUUCUACUGUUGCUAAUUUCUCCAAUUUCGCAGGUAAUGAACCAACUAAGUGUCUUCUUAGCGGCAAUGGGAAGUCUUUUGGUACCUGGAUAGUUGAUACAAGGGCAGAUCGCUUGACUAACAGGAUUAUAGUUAUUGGCAAAGAGCAAGCUGGCCUUUACAAACUUGAUCAUUGUUCUUUCACAUAUGAGUCUUUAGUACCUGAUUCCAAUAAUGAAUGUAAUAAAGUUAAGUCUGUUACCACUCCAUGUCCUGCUUGGCAUGAACGUCUUGGUCAUGUUUCUCAUUCUACAUUGCUUAAAGUUUCGAGUAUUGAAGUUUCUGGUUCCAUUAAUCAACCAUGUGAAAUUUUUCCAUUGUCAAAACAACAACAUUUGUCAUUUUCUCCUAGUACCAUUUCUAGCUACUCUAUUUUUGAGCUAAUUCAUGUAGAUCUAUGGGGACCAUAUCAAGUGCUUUCAAUUUCUAGAGCUAAAUACAUCUUAACAAUCGUUGAUGAUUUCAGCCGCACAACUUGGACCUAUCUUUUACAUGAUAAAGUACAAGUUUUUCUCACCUUGUUAUGUUUUUGA
This is a messenger RNA of Hevea brasiliensis (rubber tree), 1239 nucleotides long. RefSeq lists its product as uncharacterized. Lineage: Eukaryota; Viridiplantae; Streptophyta; Magnoliopsida; Malpighiales; Euphorbiaceae. The record is from RefSeq and is a predicted model, not a curated record. The transcript has 5 exons. The coding region runs from base 1 to 1239 and encodes 412 amino acids. Gene Ontology annotation, molecular function: nucleic acid binding.